Homarus americanus (American lobster) is the source of this 972-nucleotide messenger RNA. Its product is annotated as keratin-associated protein 16-1-like. The record is from RefSeq and is a predicted model, not a curated record. The coding region runs from base 1 to 972 and encodes 323 amino acids. The transcript has 2 exons. NCBI's taxonomy places the organism in Eukaryota, Metazoa, Arthropoda, Malacostraca, Decapoda, Nephropidae.
AUGAUAAUCCCCGGCAGCGGACAGCAUUGUCUAAUCUUGUCGACAUCCUCGUUGUGUGCUCCCUGGCGCCGUCACCCUCGUUGUGUGCUCCCUGGCGCCGUCACCCUCGUUGUGUGCUCCCUGGCGCCGUCAUCCUCGUUGUGUGCUCCCUGGCGCCGUCAUCCUCGUUGUGUGCUCCCUGGCGCCGUCACCCUCGUUGUGUGCUCCCUGGCGCCGUCAUCCUCGUUGUGUGCUCCCUGGCGCCGUCAUCCUCGCUCUGGCGCCGUCACCCUCGUUGUGUGCUCCUGGCGCCGUCACCCUCGUUGUGUGCUCCCUGGCGCCGUCACCCUCGCUGUGUGCUCCCUGGCGCCGUCAUCCUCGUUGUGUGCUCCCUGGCGCCGUCAUCCUCGCUGUGUGCUCCCUGGCGCCGUCAUCCUCGUUGUGUGCUCCCUGGCGCCGUCAUCCUCGUUGUGUGCUCCCUGGCGCCGUCAUCCUCGUUGUGUGCUCCCUGGCGCCGUCACCCUCGUUGUGUGCUCCCUGGCGCCGUCACCCUCGCUGUGUGCUCCUGGCGCCCGUCACCCUCGUUGUGUGCUCCCUGGCGCCGUCACCCUCGUUGUGUGCUCCCUGGCGCCGUCACCCUCGUUGUGUGCUCCCUGGCGCCGUCACCCUCGUGUGUGCUCCCUGGCGCCGUCACCCUCGUUGUGUGCUCCUGGCGCCGUCACCCCUCGUUGUGUGCUCCCUGGCACCGUCACCCUCGUUGUGUGCUCCUGGCGCCGCGUUAUGUGCUCCUGGCGCCGUCACCUCGUUGUGUGCUCCUGGCGCCGUCAUCCCUGGCGCCGUUGUGUGCUCCCUGGCGCCGUCACCCUCGUUGUGUGCUCCCUGGCGCCGUCACCCUCGUUGUGUGCUCCCUGGCGCCGUCACCCUCGUUGUGUGCUCCCUGGCGCCGUCACCCUCGUUGUGUGCUCCCUGGCGCCGUCACCCUCGUUGUGCUGA